AUGGCCUCCGCCUGCGUCAACAACAUCGGCAUGUCGCCGGAUAACUUCCCCGCCCCGUCUUACCCCACUUACGGCUGGCUCAGCCAAACCCGCCUCUCUUUCACCCCUAACGACGACUACUCCAUGUCCUUUACCACCACAUUCCAGAGGCAACCCCCGUCUCCUCCUCAGCAGCAGUCGAGGGACACCAGCCUCACCUCUCACCAGCCUCCGGAUCCGGAUCCAGAGCCGUCCGGCGGGGACUUCGAGUUCUGCCUUGAAGAUCCGGUGGCAAUGCUGCCCGCUGACGAGCUCUUCUCCAACGGGAAAUUCGUGCCGCUCCAGGUGUCACUGCUAAAGCCCUCUAUUAGGGUCGUGACCUCGAUGAAGCCGGUUGAGGGAGCUCCUAGGCCUAAAGAAGCAGUCUCAGAAGCAAAUGCCAAGGCCCCCGCCGAGUCCACUGCGUCUUGUAGGAACUCGACGUCGUCUUCAUCUUCGAACCCGAAAUCCUUCAAGAAUUUCCUCAACAGAGGCUCCAACGCCUCGAGCUCCUCGGAUUCCUCCCUCAACAUGCCCCUCCUCAGGGACUUGGAUUUUGAUUUCGUCAUGAUCUACUCCCGCUUGUCGUUGUCCUCUUCAUCUUUCGGAAGCCACGAGCACGAAGAAGUGUUCUGA
Molecule: messenger RNA, 654 nt
Organism: Punica granatum (pomegranate)
Lineage: Eukaryota; Viridiplantae; Streptophyta; Magnoliopsida; Myrtales; Lythraceae
Source: RefSeq, a predicted model, not a curated record